Plasmopara halstedii is the source of this 1794-nucleotide messenger RNA. RefSeq lists its product as uncharacterized. Bases 1 to 1794 code for a protein of 597 amino acids. The transcript has 11 exons. Lineage: Eukaryota; Oomycota; Peronosporomycetes; Peronosporales; Peronosporaceae. The record is from RefSeq and is a predicted model, not a curated record.
AUGUUUGUGCGGCUUAACGGCUGGAGCGAUGACGACGUCUUGCAGCUGCUGAUGCUGUUCCGCAAGCACUUGCACUAUUAUAUUUAUGGAUCUGCCGGCCAGUUUGUUGAAUUUGUGCGAGUGGAGCUAUCAGACAGAUCGGCAGCUAGAAUUCUGGACAUGGUUCGAGCACUGAUGAAGCAGUUUGGGCUUCGACUGAGCACUAAGAAUUUUCGAACGGACGUCAUUACAGCACAUGGACAACAAGUAUACGUGUAUGAACAUCUCUAUGAGUCGAUCUGUCAGCUGCCAGAGAAUCGAGCAGGUGGUGUGUGGCUACCAGGCGAACUUGGCCGCUUCUGUUUGAAAGCGAGGCAGUACCGUGGACACUUUGCUGCUAACCCGGAGACGUUUUUUAAGCAAGUCCAGUUGUGGGGCAAGUCGAUUGAAGAAACAAAAAGUAAAUUCUACGCGCUGCGAGAAGUAUAUUUGAAUGAAAAGCACCACACUUAUCAACCAACACAAAUGGAAGCGAAGCGUUUGGAGCUGCUUAAAGACAUUUUCACCGAUGUGCCACCGAUACUUCCAAACGAGAAAGUAGUGACAGUAUCAAAUAAAUCAUCGAAGUUGUGGUCCUCAGACGAGAUUGAGACUCUUGUUGACUUUAUCGUUCGAAUCACGACACAGAUCCAAAAGACAGGAUAUUCUCACCUCGUGGAUCAUGUCGCCGAGACUUUACACCGAACAGAUAGGUCAUGUGUGAAGAAGCUGGCUGACAUGCGAGAAAAGUUUAUGAAAAAUGCCUCCACGGUUCGCGCAGCAAAUUUGCCGGACUCAAUUUUUGAUCCAGCCUCAGUAGCGCACAAAAUAUUUAUUGCAGAUUGGUCAGAUAACAACGACCCCUACGCUCUCGGAUACCUGGCGCUGAAGUCGCGGAGUCUUCGACUCUGUUCCAGGCGCAAUAAAAAACCUAAAAACAAUAGAGCUUGGUCGCCGCGACCUAGACUUCGGAACACAACGGCAGCUCAUGGUAAGAUGAGAACAAGCUCAAGAGUCCCCUUGUCAAGUUCUGCGAAAGAUGUAGCAGCUACAUCGGCUGGGAAUGAGCCCUGUAGUCCAAUGAGACAAACUCUAUGCUCUGUGAGAAAACCUGCAAAACAAUUUUCAGCAGAAGAGUCCGCUUCAUUUGUUAGAGAUGUUGCAAAUCAGUGUCCUUGGACGGAGACAGUGGUGCUUAGCAUUCUUCAGUGCAUGCAAAACUCGAUCGAGCUAUAUCGAUCGAACAAGAUUGUCGACUUCUACAGCAAGAUCGCAAGCUUGACAUCAGAUAUCGAAUUCUUAGACCUCUUUGCAGAUGUGCAGCACAUUUUAACUCAAUUUGUACAACUCUAUGGCUCUUUGGAUGGCUUCGAGAAACUCGUUCUGAUCGCUCCAGGCAUUGACUCGACCAGAGAAGCUAUUUAUCAAACAGCUCAAAAGCCAGAAUACGGCCUUGAUAGCGAAGGGGUCUCAUUAACGAGUAAUGUCUUUCCGAGCCAACAUAAUAGCAUCAGCUCAAAGUCGACUAGGCGCAGCCAAGAUGAGCGGCAUGGAAUUUUUUUUGACGAAGAUGACGAUGAACAAAUUAACGAAGCAUCUAAAAGCGGCAGCUCAGAUGGAGAAGUUGAAGAGGUCCCACACCCGCUUCAAGGCAUGCUUAACUCAUUAGAGUCGCGUAUGGUGGAACUGCAAGAGAAACAACGUAUUCUUAUCAAAGAAAAGGAAGAUCGAAAGCGGCACCACCAGUAUGUCGACCAUCCGUUUGAGCUUAGAUAA